Messenger RNA from Quercus robur (English oak), 456 nucleotides. RefSeq names its product heavy metal-associated isoprenylated plant protein 7-like. Gene Ontology annotation, molecular function: metal ion binding. The coding region runs from base 1 to 456 and encodes 151 amino acids. NCBI's taxonomy places the organism in Eukaryota, Viridiplantae, Streptophyta, Magnoliopsida, Fagales, Fagaceae. The record is from RefSeq and is a predicted model, not a curated record. The transcript is spliced from 3 exons.
AUGACGUUCGAUAUUUUAGAUCUUUUAAAGGGUAAAAAGAAAGUGGAACCCCCUACAGCAGAAGAAUUAGAAAAACAUGGGAUCAGAGUGGUGAUACAGUACAACAUGACUUGCGAUUCUUGUGCAAAAAAAGUCCUGAAAUGCUGUAAAAGUUUUCCUGGAGUUUCUGAAGCAAAUCUUGAUGCUACACGCUUACUGGUAACUGUGAUUGGUGUGUUUGAACUAGAAAAGUUCGUAAAAACACUCUGGGAAAAGCGUAAUAAAAAAGUAAAAAUUGUAGAGGAAGAAAGGAUAGGAGGAAAAACAAGCAAGGGAGAUGGAGGAGGACAAGAGAGCAUCGAAGCAGUGAAGGAAAACAAGCUAGCAAUGAAGGAGGAGGAGGAGGAGCAAACAAAGAAAGGCAAACAUGUAAUGGACGAGGGACAAGCUAGCAAUGGAGGACAACAAGGAAAUUAA